CUUGCCUCGAACAGCUGGAGACCUCAGACCACAUACUUCUUGACCUCCGGCUUCCUCCUUACCUUUAGAACGGCGUCAACCCGCAAUUUUAUACCACCCGCAACAUGAUGUCGUCGCCGUCGAAGAAAAAGCCCGAGGUCGUGGCGGAUAGGGUGCUCAAGAGGGCUGAAAUCAGCAAGAUGGCCCGAAGGCUCCAAAACCGUCUUGCCCUCGCGCAGUUCAAGACAAAGCAUAACCUGGUGAACGAGACACUCGACACGAUAGAGCCAAAGUUCGAGCAGGAGAUGCGCCGCAGACGCUUGCAGGAUGGCGAUAUCCUGUCCGACUCCUCCUCUAGCGCUUCCGACCUUCCAUACCCAUCCAGGACGCUGAUGAGCUCGCCGCUCAAGGCACCGCUGUUUUCCGAUGCCAUUGGGUCCAGCAACGGCAGCAGCGGGCACAGGAAGCGUACCUAUCUUGCCUCCUUCGACGAAACGUUCUCGAGCCCGAGCAAGCGGUUUCGCCAGUCCCCGACAGCGUACAGGUCUUUCUCGACCCAUCACCAUUUCACUCAAUCGUCGCCAAUAAAACCGAGGCGUCAGCAACAUUUCACUACGUCAACCGGCCCAGAUCUGUCUUUCUAUUCCGGAUCCCGGCAGAUCAAUGACGUUCUUACCACCAACUACGCUGCCAAUUCUGAUGAUGAGGACGAUUUACCAACCCACUCCUUCCAAGCCAGCCAUGUGCGAGUAUCGCCGCCCCGAACACCGCCUAUGCGAAGCCGCAGCCUGGUCAAGAAGCCAAGGGACAAGCAAACAGCGGACGAGUCCAAGACUGAGGAGGGUGCGGAUCUGCUCCUAUAUCUGGCUGCAUCUCCCUCCCCUGCGAACCCGCCGAAGAACCGGAUGGACCCCCCAUCCACGCCGCCACCGAAGAACAAGCUAGCGCUGCCGUCCUCGAUGAUGACUACCCCCGGCGGGGGGAACCCUUACCCAGCGACUCCUGGCCUCGGUUUCGACUUCGCCGAGUUUUUGCAUAUGACGCCCAGCCCGGCGCAGAAGCCGUGGAAGACCCCUCUCACAGGAGGCAAGACACCACGCAGCGCGACGAGGAGACGUCUCACUUUCGACGAUACUCCCUCAUAAGGGGCCGUUCGCCGUCAUCCGAAAGUUUGCUCCUGUCGGUUAUCGUCCAACUCUUUCCCAUCAAUGUUCCCAUAUGGUUGUUCUCAUCCCAACCGCAAAUGAGGACCGGAUUGCUUUUCGAUACCUCCUGAAACCU
Molecule: messenger RNA, 1260 nt
Organism: Thermothelomyces thermophilus ATCC 42464
Lineage: Eukaryota; Fungi; Ascomycota; Sordariomycetes; Sordariales; Chaetomiaceae
Exons: 2
Coding region: 105-1124 (339 amino acids)
Source: RefSeq, a predicted model, not a curated record